Molecule: messenger RNA, 1921 nt
Organism: Owenia fusiformis
Lineage: Eukaryota; Metazoa; Annelida; Polychaeta; Sabellida; Oweniidae
Source: the annotation of a GenBank genome assembly
UCAUUACAUAUGUGGGCAAAUGCCCCGAAUAUUUUGCAACUAUUCACGCCAAACAACAUCGGGGAAUUUGAACAAAAUAUAUAAUCUUAUAUUCUACAUGUUAGCUAUUAUUCCGAUUUGAAAUGUUAUUAUCCUUUUUUGAAUCUCGGGCUAGUUUGCAUGUUAAAAACGACUCUGUGUGUAAUUUCCUUCUGUUCCGUGGGUCAUGAUCGUGCAGGGUUAUAGGAAGUUAUAUAACAUUCGAAAUUGCAUUCGUGUUUUGUCAGUGAUCUUGGCGGAACUAAACGUAUUCGCAUAACUUAGGCGUUGACCCUAUAGGGACAAAACUUCCUAUAUUUAUUUAUCAUCUACAGUGCGUUGAGCGACAUCGAAGAGUAUUAAGUGUAUCAUAUGAUUUCUGUAUAAACUUACAUAGUCAAGAGUAAGAAUUAUUUCGUCCUCAUACUGAAGUAAUCUAUAACAUCAUUUCAUUUCGUUUCUGGACGUGUUACGCUUGUAAAAAAUAGAAGAUGCCUUGUUUCACGGGACCAAGGAAGUGCAUGCUUUGUGGGGAACGGUUCCAAGACCAGCCUGGUCUUGUAAUGCACAUGAAAGCCUUCCACAGGGAUGUGCUCAACGGCGUUCCAGACGAGGGAGAAGCAGUAUGGGGCCGGCGCCACACGGAAGAACGACAGAGGGGACCAGAUGAUCAUCGUAGGAGCGGAGUCUCCCCGGGGCGCUACCAGCCCCCCGAGGGGAGCAGAAAUGGACGAAUGGAUGUGAUGAGCAGCGGUUCCUCAGAGAAAGUCUCCCCGGGGCAUGCCCAGCCCUCCGAGGGGAGCAGAAGAAGACAGCCGGGGAGCGUGGCAAGUAGCGGUUCUCAGGAGGAAGUCUCCCCGGGGCAUGCCCAGCCCUCCGAGGGGAGCAGAAGAACACAACCAGGUGGCGUAGCCAGCAGCGGUUCUCGGGAGGAAGUCUCCCCGGGGCAUUCCCAGCCCUCCGAGGGGAGCAGAAGAACACCACCAGGGGGCGUAGCCAGCAGCGGUCCAUCAGAGAAAGUCUCCUCGGGGCAUACCCAGCCCUCCGAGGGGAGCAGAAGACGCAGAAUAUCAGGGGGUAACGGGGAUGACGUCAAGCGCCCCAAAGUAACUGUGGUUAAUCCAGAGGGCCAACAGGUUCUAUCCCCUCACACAACUGAUGAUGUAACCCUUCGAGAGGGGCACGUUAUGGAAGAUGGGCUGGAGGCGGUCACGAGGAAACAGGUUACCGUGGAUGUGCUAUUCCCCGGUGACCUGGAAUUCCUCCAGAAGAAUGGCUACAGAGUGAGCAAGAUGGUCGUUGUAAAGGAGAAGUACUUUGAAGGAGAACUACAAUCCCGGAGCAAGGAGGUCCUGGACUUAAUUUAGUUUCUGUUGGACAUUUUAUAUUGGACUCUAAUUGCAGCAUAUUAUACACACAUUGGAUUAAUUAAUUAAAAUAUGGACAUUUAAUUUCAAUACCAAACUUCAACAUUUAUUUCCAGGAUUUAACCCUGAUGAACUUUAUUGGAUUACUUACUACAUACUAGUGUUAUUAUAUAACGUGGACACUUUCAUUUUAUUAUAUUUUUAUGAGCUCUGCUUCCUAGAUGGAAAUGAUUACCGUAUGAACGCCAGGAGUCGUUCCAUCUUGGGAGGGGGCUAUGUAGAGAACACGUGUCAUAGUGUUCUCUGUCAAUCAUUGAUCAAGGCAUUUUUGUAAAAGCCAGUGUAUGAGCCACUCUAACUUUGGGGUUACUUGGUUAAAAGGGGAGGUACUUCCUUGUCCAGGAAUGUGAUUGGUUUGUUCAUUGAACUGAUACAUUAAACUGUUACUAGAUAUGCUGGGACAAGGAAGUACAACUUUAGUGUGUUUCUUAGCAGUUUUGGGGAGGGUUGUUUUCACAUUCUAAAUUUGGGUGGGC